Molecule: messenger RNA, 1597 nt
Organism: Drosophila obscura
Lineage: Eukaryota; Metazoa; Arthropoda; Insecta; Diptera; Drosophilidae
Exons: 5
Coding region: 43-1260 (405 amino acids)
Source: RefSeq, a predicted model, not a curated record
AAAAUGACAGAAGUGCACUGCUAGGUCUGAAAGCGAACGAAUAUGGACAAACAGAAAGACAUAGAAAUUCCAGACUGGGUCAAUUCACAGAUCUUUGAGGAUCUGCUAAAACGCCAGGUUAAGGAUUACAAGGAAACGAAGUCCCUUAGAGCCAGCGCAGGAGUCGCUAAGGGCGAGAACUAUGCCACCAUAAUGCUGCGGGUUGAGUUGGAUGUAGAAACUGAAGACAAAUCACAGCUGACAAAAGCCUUUAUGCUGAAGACACCCUGUGCUGCCCAUCGCACACACCUGGUUCCAGGAAAUAAUAUAUUCGUUACAGAGCGGAGCAUGUACUUUGAAGUGGUCCCCGAACUGGAGCUAAUGUAUCGCGAUGUGGGUCUUAAGGUGAAAUUCGGAGCUGAAGCCUACGAGUUACCUACUACCGAUUAUUAUGUUCUGCUUGAGGACCUGAAGCCCCAAAAAUUCCAGAAUGUAGAUCGUCUUCGGGGCUUAGAUCAAGCCCACACCGAAUGUGCGCUGCGGAAAUUCGCUCAGUGGCAUGCGGCAUCGGUUGUGCGUGUGGAAACCAAGGGACCAUACGAGGAGCAGUACACGAGGGGACUCUUCCAAAGUCAGCCACUGCUUAAUUCGAUCUGCAAUGACAGCAUUAAGUCGUUGCUGAAGUACAUCGAACUCUACGAAGGACACGAGACGUACUUACAGGAUUUGCAUAAUAUUUCCACAAAGUUAAUGGAUGUGGCUGUUGAUGUGGGCCAGGCAAAACCUAAUGAAUUCAAUGUUCUCAAUCAUGGUGAUGCUUGGAGCAAUAACAUUAUGUUUCAGUACAAUGAGAAGAAUGAGAUAUUGAAUACAUAUUUCGUGGAUCUUCAAAUACCAAAGUGGGGCACAGUGGCGCAGGAUUUGUACUACUUUCUUAUAUCGUCAACAAGUUUGGACAUAAAAACAACAAAAUUCGAUUAUUUCAUUUGGUUUUAUCACUCGGAACUCGUUAAGCAUCUUCAAUUGCUGAAAUAUGCAAAGCCCCUGCCCACGCUGAAAAGUAUAAUCCACGAUCUCUGCAAGUACAGUGUUUGGGGAUUCAUUUGCACCGUGUGGAUAAUGGGUUAUGUUUUAAUGGAUCCCACAGAGGAUGCUGGGUUCGAGGCACUCUUUAGCAAUGAGGAAAGUAGCUUUAGGAAAUUAAUGUACACCAAUCCUAGGUACCGAAAGCAUAUGGAAGUCCUUUUGCCAUGGUUGAAACAUCGUGGGGCUCUGGAAUAGACAAUAAGUUAUAUAUUUUUCAUUUGGAAAACUAGUAGUAAUUCUUUAAUACAACGUAAACUAUUUUAGUUAAUACAAAAACGUAGUUUUAACCCUAAAAAUUGAAAAGUCACAAUCUUGCGAUUAAUUGAUUUUUUUACUAAACAAAAUGACUUUAAUGCUUUUUGUCAUGCUAUGACUCUGCCACUUAAGUGAAGCUGCAAGUCCUUGCCAGUUACGUGUAACGUAUAACGUAAAAAAUGAUAAAAUGCUAAUCUGUUGGAUGAUGACGAUGACUGUAACAAACCCAAGCUCUAGCCACUAAUUAAAGUUGGACGUACAUUUUGUGCACACUCAC